This is a messenger RNA of Archocentrus centrarchus (flier cichlid), 822 nucleotides long. RefSeq names its product myogenic factor 6 (gene myf6). The coding region runs from base 25 to 702 and encodes 225 amino acids. Lineage: Eukaryota; Metazoa; Chordata; Actinopteri; Cichliformes; Cichlidae. The record is from RefSeq and is a predicted model, not a curated record. Gene Ontology annotation, molecular function: DNA-binding transcription factor activity, RNA polymerase II-specific; RNA polymerase II cis-regulatory region sequence-specific DNA binding; protein dimerization activity. Gene Ontology annotation, biological process: skeletal muscle cell differentiation; positive regulation of skeletal muscle fiber development; muscle organ development. The transcript has 3 exons.
AAACAGAGUGAGGGGCGCAACAAUAUGAUGGACCUUUUCGAGACCAACAGUUAUCUUUUUAAUGAUUUGCGCUAUUUGGAGGAAGCAGAUCAUGGACCACUACAACACUUGGACAUAGCGGGGGUUUCCCCUCUGUACAACGGUAAUGACAGCCCGCUGUCACCCGCAGGCCACGACAAUGUCCUGUCCAGCGGGGAUAGCAGCGGGGAGGAGCACGUCCCUGCGCCUCCGGGUCUCCGAGCGCAUUGCGAGGGCCAGUGUCUCAUGUGGGCCUGUAAGAUCUGCAAGAGAAAGACGGCUCCCACGGAUAGGCGCAAGGCUGCGACGCUCAGGGAGAGGAGGAGGCUUAAGAAGAUCAACGAGGCCUUCGACGUGCUGAAGAGGAAGACCGUGGCCAAUCCCAACCAGAGACUACCCAAAGUGGAAAUUUUACGCAGCGCCAUCAGCUACAUUGAGAGGCUGCAGGAGCUGCUGCAGACGCUGGACGAGCAGGAGAAAAAAGAAAGCAACGUGGCCGGUGAUGAGUGCCUCUGGAAGAAAUCCUCUGAGGCCUGGCCAACCUCUGCUGACCAUUCCACUGCAGCAAUGAACCAGAGAGAUGGAACCAGUGAGUCUUCUGCAUCCUCCAGCCUCCUGCGGCUCUCCUCCAUCGUGGACAGCAUCGCCAACGACAACUUCAGUGAGGAUGUCUCAGAAAACUGAGAUAUUAAUGAACGACAUUUUUAACGUUAUAAAUUUUGUUGUUGUAAUUAUGUCAUUUGUACAGGAAGAGCAACAGAUUUGUACAUAUUAUAUGUUAACAUGAAGUUUAGCUGUAUUUAU